GUUCUUUGCCGCUUCUAUUCAUAUACGUUCUUUGACUCGACGCAUAGCAGCGUUAUUCAAAUAUCUGGCAACGAGUUAACUUAUUUUGACAUUUUAUGUAUUUGGCUGCAAGCGUUAAUAUUAGCAAAAAUCGGUUUUACGUAUAUCAAACGUUGAAAAAUGGAAAAUAUUCCUCGUACUCACGAAGAUAUUGAGGCACAGAUUGCCGAUAUACAAACCAAAAAGAAAGAAAUUCAAAAAAGUUCCGUAACUGGAGUUGGAUUAUUGGACACUGGGGGCUUCUAUGAUACUGAUUUAUACGAUGAAAGCGGAGGUAAAGGCAAAAAUCGCUAUGAAGGUUAUAACACAUCGAUUGCCGCUAACGAUGAAAUGGAUGAAGAUGAAGAUGAUGGCUUUCCUGUACCACAAAAACGUACCACUUAUACAGCACCUUCUUCUGUUCUGAAAGAUGUUACUCAGGGAAAAGAAGAUGUUGAUCCAAUGGCUGAUAGGCGCCGACCAACUAUAGCGGAUAGGGAAGAUGAAUAUCGGCAGAAAAGGCGACGCAUUAUUAUAUCUCCAGAACGUGCAGAUCCAUUUGCUGAUGGUGGAAAAACUCCCGAUAUCGGUUCUAGAACUUACCCUGAUAUCAUGCGGGAGCAAAUGCUCAAAGGAGAAGAGAGUGAGUUACGUAGGAAAAUACAAGAAAAGUCCAAGGACGGUACAUUGUUAAAAUCAUCAAAUGGAGAAGUACCUAAAGAGACUACUACGCGUAAGCGAGGACGUUGGGAUCAAACAGUAAGCGAAAGUUUUGUACCUGCGAAAGUAUCUGCAACGCCUAACAGUGCCGCAACACCUACUUGGGAAGAUAAAACACCAGGCGAUCAUCGUUGGGAUGAAACACCAGGUCAUAAGGGAAGCGAAACUCCUGGUGCAACCCCAGGUCUGGGAACACGCAUUUGGGACGCUACACCCGCACACCCUAUGACGCCUAGCCAUGAGACUCCAGGCCAUGAGAAAUCAGCAAGGCGCAACCGUUGGGAUGAAACUCCUAAAACGGAGCGUGAAACUCCUGGUCAUAGUGGUUGGGCCGAAACACCUAAGCCCGAUCGCGGUACAAGUGACAAUGUUGUUGCUGAAUCUACGCCUGGCGCUUCAAAGCGACGAUCACGCUGGGAUGAAACUCCUUCAAAUGCGACUCCUUCAAUGACACCCUCUUCGGCUAUGACACCUAGCCUAACGCCCAGUAUGACCCCACAUACCACUCCAGGUCACAUUACACCACUGCUAACUCCGGGUGGCACUACGCCAAUUGGAGUCAAAGCGAUGGCAAUGGCCACUCCUACACCGGGUGCGCUGGCAGCAAUGACACCGGAGCAACUACAAGCUUACCGCUGGGAAAAAGAAAUUGAUGAACGCAACAGGCCGUUAACAGAUGAAGAGCUUGAUCAAAUGUUUCCGCCUGGCUAUAAAAUACUACCACCACCUGCUGGUUACGUACCCUUACGCACGCCUGGGCGUAAAUUGAUGGCAACACCCACACCAAUAGCCGGUACGCCCGCAGGAUUUUUCAUUCAAGUUGAGGAUAAAAAUGCCAAAUUUAUGGAUAACCAACCGAAAGGCCAAAAUUUGCCUUUCAUGAAACCCGAGGAUGCCCAAUAUUUCGAUAAGCUACUUGUUGACGUGGAUGAAGAUAGUCUUUCGCCUGAAGAAGCUAAGGAGCGUAAAAUAAUGAAAUUGCUUUUAACUAUCAAAAACGGCUCGCCUCCAAUGCGUAAAUCAUCAUUAAGACAAAUAACAGACAAGGCACGUGAAUUUGGCGCUGGACCUCUUUUUAACCAAAUUCUCCCUUUACUUAUGUCCCCAACCUUAGAAGAUCAAGAGCGUCAUUUACUUGUAAAAGUUAUCGAUCGAGUGCUUUAUAAGUUGGAUGAUUUAGUUCGGCCUUACGUUCAUAAAAUUCUCGUCGUUAUUGAACCAUUGCUUAUUGAUGAAGAUUAUUAUGCUCGCGUGGAAGGAAGAGAAAUUAUUUCGAACCUCGCUAAGGCGGCAGGGCUUGCCACUAUGAUUUCCACAAUGCGUCCAGAUAUUGACAACAUUGAUGAAUAUGUGCGUAAUACAACAGCGCGAGCAUUUGCAGUUGUGGCUUCAGCAUUGGGGAUCCCAUCCUUACUACCUUUUCUCAAAGCAGUAUGCAAGUCGAAAAAAUCUUGGCAAGCUCGUCACACAGGUAUAAAGAUCGUCCAACAAAUAGCUAUUUUAAUGGGUUGUGCAAUUCUGCCCCAUCUAAAGGCUUUAGUGGAAAUUAUAGAGCAUGGUCUAGUAGAUGAGCAGCAGAAGGUGCGGACAAUUACGGCCUUAGCUAUUGCUGCUCUGGCUGAAGCAGCUACACCUUAUGGUAUUGAAUCUUUUGAUUCGGUACUGAAACCUCUCUGGAAGGGUAUUCGAACUCAUCGUGGUAAAGGUUUGGCUGCAUUUUUGAAAGCCAUCGGAUACCUGAUACCACUUAUGGAUGCUGAAUAUGCCAACUACUAUACACGUGAAGUCAUGUUGAUUUUGAUUCGUGAAUUUCAAUCGCCCGAUGAAGAAAUGAAAAAAAUCGUAUUAAAGGUCGUGAAGCAAUGUUGUGCAACUGAUGGUGUAGAGGCUCAAUACAUCAAAGAAGAAAUUUUACCUCAUUUCUUUAAAUUCUUCUGGAAUCACCGUAUGGCUUUAGAUCGCCGCAAUUAUAGACAACUGGUAGAUACGACCGUGGAGAUUGCGAACAAAGUGGGUGCUUCGGAAAUUAUAAAUCGGGUUGUAGAUGAUCUGAAAGACGAGAAUGAACAAUAUCGUAAAAUGGUAAUGGAAACAAUAGAGAAAAUUAUGGGAAAUUUGGGAGCUGCAGACAUUGACUCCCGUCUGGAGGAGCAGCUAAUUGAUGGUAUCUUAUACGCUUUCCAAGAACAAACCACCGAGGAUGUAGUCAUGUUGAAUGGAUUUGGUACGAUUGUUAAUCAACUUGGCAAGAGAGUAAAGCCAUAUUUACCACAAAUUUGCGGAACUAUUCUUUGGCGUCUUAAUAAUAAAUCAGCCAAAGUUCGUCAACAAGCUGCUGAUUUAAUAUCCCGCAUUGCCAUUGUCAUGAAGACCUGUCAAGAAGAGAAGUUGAUGGGUCACUUAGGUGUUGUAUUAUAUGAGUAUUUGGGUGAGGAAUACCCAGAGGUUUUGGGAAGUAUUUUGGGUGCUCUCAAAGCAAUUGUAAAUGUUAUUGGUAUGACUAAAAUGACACCGCCCAUAAAGGAUUUGCUGCCGCGCCUCACACCAAUUUUAAAGAAUAGGCAUGAAAAAGUACAAGAAAACUGCAUUGAUUUAGUCGGAAGAAUUGCGGAUCGUGGGCCAGAAUAUGUUUCAGCACGUGAAUGGAUGCGUAUAUGCUUCGAGUUACUUGAGUUACUUAAAGCUCAUAAAAAGGCUAUUCGUCGUGCUACUGUGAACACUUUUGGGUAUAUAGCCAAAGCAAUUGGUCCUCACGAUGUACUAGCAACACUUCUUAAUAAUUUGAAAGUGCAAGAACGUCAGAAUCGUGUAUGUACUACAGUUGCAAUUGCUAUUGUAGCUGAGACUUGUCGACCAUUUACAGUACUACCGGCGUUAAUGAAUGAGUACCGUGUACCCGAAUUGAACGUGCAAAACGGUGUACUCAAAUCACUUUCUUUUCUCUUCGAAUAUAUUGGUGAAAUGGGCAAAGACUAUAUUUAUGCUGUAUGUCCCUUAUUGGAAGACGCAUUAAUGGAUCGCGAUUUAGUACAUCGGCAAACUGCCUGCGCUGCUAUUAAGCACAUGGCACUUGGCGUAUACGGUUUCGGAUGCGAGGAUGCGUUAAUUCAUUUACUAAAUUAUGUUUGGCCCAAUAUUUUUGAAACUUCACCACAUUUAGUACAAGCAUUUAUGGACGCUGUUGAUGGACUGCGUGUUUCGUUAGGGCCCAUAAAAAUUUUGCAAUAUACUUUACAGGGCCUAUUUCAUCCGGCACGCAAAGUCCGUGAUGUAUAUUGGAAAAUUUACAACUCGCUUUAUAUAGGUGGUCAAGAUGCAUUAAUAGCGGGAUACCCAAGGAUUACUAAUGAUCCCAAAAAUCAAUAUGAACGAUACGAGUUGGAUUAUAUGCUCUAAAAAUCGUCUUUAUAAUUGGAAAACAUUUUUAUAAUAUUAAUAUGAUAGAGUAGCCGUACAAUGAUUAUUAAAUGUAAUAAUAAUAACGAAAUAGUUUUAUUUCAUCCAAA
Ceratitis capitata (Mediterranean fruit fly) is the source of this 4244-nucleotide messenger RNA. RefSeq names its product splicing factor 3B subunit 1 (gene Sf3b1). Gene Ontology annotation, biological process: spliceosomal complex assembly. Gene Ontology annotation, molecular function: mRNA binding. The transcript is spliced from 5 exons. Gene Ontology annotation, cellular component: U12-type spliceosomal complex; catalytic step 2 spliceosome; U2 snRNP. Lineage: Eukaryota; Metazoa; Arthropoda; Insecta; Diptera; Tephritidae. The record is from RefSeq and is a predicted model, not a curated record. Bases 160 to 4134 code for a protein of 1324 amino acids.